Molecule: messenger RNA, 7048 nt
Organism: Galeopterus variegatus (Sunda flying lemur)
Lineage: Eukaryota; Metazoa; Chordata; Mammalia; Dermoptera; Cynocephalidae
Gene: TECTA
Product: tectorin alpha
Exons: 23
Coding region: 1-6378 (2125 amino acids)
Biological process (GO): cell-matrix adhesion
Molecular function (GO): protein binding
Source: RefSeq, a predicted model, not a curated record
AUGAAUUAUUCAUCAUUACUUAGAAUUUGGAUCUCUUUCAUCUUUGCAAUUGUACGGCACCAAGCUCAGCCCAGGGAGCUCAUGUAUCCAUUUUGGCAGAAUGACACCAAAACCCCUAAGGUGGACGAUGGAAGCUCAUCUGAGAUUAAGUUGGCCAUCCCGGUUUUCUUCUUUGGCGUUCCUUACCGCACUGUCUAUGUCAAUAACAACGGAGUUGUUUCCUUCAAUGUGCUGGUGAGCCAGUUCACGCCAGAAUCCUUUCCCCUGACGGACGGGAGAGCUUUCAUUGCCCCAUUUUGGGCAGAUGUGCACAAUGGAAUUCGAGGAGAGAUCUAUUACAGAGAGACCAUGGACCCCGUCAUCUUGAAAAGAGCCACCAAGGACAUCAGGAAGUACUUCAAAGACAUGGCAACCUUCUCUGCCACUUGGGUUUUCAUUGUGACAUGGGAGGAAGUCACCUUUUAUGGAGGCAGCAGCACCACACCUGUGAACACCUUCCAGGCUGUCCUGGUGUCUGAUGGCUCCUACACAUUCACGCUGUUCAAUUAUUAUGAAAUCAACUGGACCACUGGGACAGCGAGUGGCGGUGACCCCCUGACAGGUCUUGGUGGAGUGAUGGCCCAGGCAGGUUUUAAUGGUGGAAACCUCACCAAUUUCUUCAGCCUCCCAGGGUCAAGGACCCCUGAGAUUGUGAAUAUCCAAGAGACCACAAACGUCAAUGUUCCAGGCCGCUGGGCAUUUAAAGUGGACGGGAAGGAAAUUGACCCAGCCAAUGGCUGCACCUCCAGGGGACAGUUCCUUCGGCGAGGGGAGGUGUUUUGGGAUGACCUGAACUGCACCAUCAAGUGCCGCUGUCUGGAUUUCAACAAUGAGAUCUACUGCCAGGAGGCCUCUUGUAGCGCCUACGAGGUGUGCACACCCAAAGGCAAAUUCUUCUUCUGCAGCCCCGUGGAGAUCAGCACGUGCGUGGUGUUUGGGGAGCCUCACUACCACACUUUCGACGGCUUCCUCUUUCACUUCCAAGGCUCCUGUGCCUACCUGUUGGCCCGACAGUGUUUGCAGACUUCCAGACUCCCCUUCUUCAGUGUGGAGGCCAAGAACGAGCACCGAAGGGGUUCAGCUGUGUCCUGGGUGCAGGAGCUCUCUGUGGAGGUGAAUGGCUACAAGAUUCUCAUCCCCAAAGGAAGCUAUGGAAAAGUUAAGGUUAAUGACCUAGUGACUUCUUUGCCCGUCACCUUAGACUUGGGGGCAGUGAAAAUCUACCAGAGUGGCAUGUCUACUGCUGUGGAAACAGAUUUUGGGCUCUUAGUGACGUUUGAUGGCCAGCACUACGCCUCCAUUUCCAUCCCAGGCUCCUAUAUAAACUCCACGUGCGGCCUCUGCGGAAACUACAAUAAAAACCCUCUGGAUGACUUCCUCCGCCCCGAUGGCAGGCCAGCCAUGUCUGUCCUGGAUCUGGGAGAGAGCUGGCGUGUCUACCACGCCGACUGGAAGUGCGACUCCGGCUGCGUGGACAACUGCACCCAGUGUGAUGCUGCCACCGAAGCCCUCUACUUUGGCUCUGACUACUGUGGCUUCCUUAAUAAGACCGACGGCCCCCUGUGGGAGUGUGGCACUGUCUUGGACCCCACGGCCUUUGUGCACAGCUGCGUGUACGACCUGUGCAGUGUGCGGGACAAUGGCACACUCCUCUGCCAAGCCAUCCAGGCCUACGCCCUUGCGUGCCAAGCCCUGGGUGUUCCAAUUGGAGACUGGCGAAUCCAGACUGGGUGUGUGUCCACGGUGCAGUGCCCGAGCUUCAGCCACUAUUCCGUGUGCACCAGCAGCUGCCCCGACACCUGCUCAGACCUGACGGCCUCGCAGAACUGCGCCAUGCCAUGCACAGAGGGCUGCGAGUGCAACGAGGGCUUCGUCCUCAGCACCAGCCAGUGCGUCCCGCUGCACAAGUGCGGCUGCGACUUCGACGGCCACUACUACACCAUGGGGGAAUUCUUCUGGGCCACGGCCAACUGCACCGUGCAGUGCCUGUGUGAGGAGGGCGGGGACGUCUACUGCUUCAACAAGACCUGCCGCAGCGGGGAGGUGUGCGCCGUGGAGGACGGCUACCAGGGCUGCUUCCCUGAGCGCGAGACCGUGUGCCUGCUCAGCCAGAACCAGGUGCUGCACACGUUCGACGGUGCUGCCUACACCUUCCCCUCUGAGUUCUCCUACACUCUCCUCAAGACCUGCCCCGAGCGCCCGGAGUACUUGGAAAUCGACAUCAACAAGAAGAAACCCGACGCAGGGCCGGCUUGGCUCCGGGGCCUUCGGAUCCUGGUGGCCGACCAGGAGGUCAAGAUAGGAGGAGUCGGGGCUUCAGAAGUCAAGUUGAAUGGUCAGGAAGUGGAAUUACCUUUUUUCCAUCCUUCGGGGAAGCUGGAGAUUUAUCGAAACAAAAACAGUACUAUGGUGGAGUCCAAGGGUGUGCUGACCGUGCAGUACUUAGACGUAGGACUCUUGUACAUUCGGCUGUCCACCACUUACUUCAAUUGCACGGGGGGCUUGUGUGGCUUCUUCAAUGCAAACGUCAGCGAUGAGUUCUGCCUCCCCAACGGCAAGUGCACGGACAACCUGGCAGUGUUCCUGGAGAGCUGGACAACUUUCGAGGAGAUCUGCAAUGGGGAGUGUGGGGACCUGCUGAAGGCCUGCAACAAUGACUCAGAGCUGCUCAAAUUUUAUCGGAGCCGCUCCAGGUGCGGCAUCAUCAAUGACCCUUCCAACAGCUCCUUUCUGGAGUGCCAUGGGGUGGUCAAUGUCACUGCCUACUAUCGGACCUGCCUUUUCCGCCUGUGCCAGAGUGGGGGCAAUGAGUCGGAACUCUGUGACUCUGUGGCCCGGUAUGCAAGCGCUUGCAAGAAUGCUGAUGUGGAGGUGGGUCCCUGGCGGACCUAUGACUUCUGCCCUCUGGAAUGCCCUGAGAACAGCCAUUUCGAGGAGUGCAUGACAUGCACAGAGACCUGUGAGACCCUGGCCCUGGGUCCCAUCUGUGUGGACAGCUGCUCUGAGGGAUGCCAGUGUGACGAGGGCUAUGCCCUACAGGGCAGCCAGUGUGUGCCCCGGAGCGAGUGUGGCUGCAACUUCGAGGGGCACCAACUCACCACCAAUGAGACUUUCUGGGUGGACCUGGACUGCCAGAUCUUCUGCUACUGCAAUGGCACAGACAAUAGCAUCCACUGUGAGACCAUCCCCUGCAAGGAUGAUGAAUACUGCAUGGAGGAGGGUGGCCUGUACUACUGCCAGGCCCGCACUGACGCCUCCUGCAUCGUCUCGGGCUACGGCCACUACCUCACCUUUGAUGGCUACCCCUUUGACUUCCAGACCAGCUGCCCGUUCAUCCUGUGCACCACAGGAAGCAGGCCAAGCUCAGACUCUUUCCCCAAGUUCAUCGUCACAGCCAGGAAUGAGGACCGGGACCCGUCACUGGCCUUGUGGGUCAAACAGGUGGACAUGACUGUGUUUGGCUACAGCAUUGUGAUUCACCGGGCCUACAAGCACACUGUGCUGGUCAACAAUGAACGGCUAUAUCUGCCCCUGAAGUUGGGACAAGGGAAGAUAAAUAUCUUUUCCUUUGGCUUCCACGUGGUGGUGGAAACUGAUUUUGGCCUGAAGGUUGUGUAUGACUGGAAGACCUUCCUGUCCAUCACCGUCCCUCGGAGCAUGCAGAACAGCACCCAUGGCCUGUGUGGCCGCUACAAUGGCAACCCCGACGAUGACCUGGAGAUGCCCAUGGGUCUGCUGGCAUCGAGUAUUAACGAGUUUGGGCAGAGCUGGGUGAAGAGGGACACCUUCUGCCAGGUGGGCUGUGGGGACCGCUGCCCAUCCUGUGCCAAGGUUGAAGGUUUCUCCAAGGUGCAGCAGCUGUGCAGCCUGAUCCCCAACCAGAACGCUGUUUUCUCCAAGUGUCACAGCAAGGUCAAUCCAAACUUCUUCUACAAGAACUGCCUGUUUGACUCUUGCAUUGAUGCGGGUGCAGUGCAGACCGCCUGCAGCUGGCUGCAGAACUAUGCCAGCACCUGCCAGACCCAGGGGAUCGCAGUGACGGGCUGGAGGAAUUACACGUCCUGCUCUGUCACCUGCCCCGCCAACAGCCAUUAUGAGAGCUGCGUGAGCGUCUGCCAGCCCCGCUGUGCUGCCAUCCGCCUGAAGAGUGACUGCAACCACUACUGUGUGGAGGGCUGCCAGUGUGACACCGGCUACGUCCUCGACGGCAGGAGCUGCAUCCUGCCGCACAGCUGUGGCUGUUACUCUGACGGCAAGUACUACGAGCCCAAGCAGCUGUUCUGGAACAGCGACUGCACGCGGCGCUGCCGCUGUUUCCGGCGCAACCUGAUCCAGUGCGACCCGCGCCAGUGCAAGUCCGGGGAGGAGUGUGCGCUGCGCCACGGCGUGCGCGGCUGCUUCAGCACCAGGACCUCCCACUGCCUGGCGGCCGGCGGCGGCGUCUUCCGCACCUUCGACGGCGCCUUCCUCCGCUUCCCGGCCAACUGCGCCUUCGUGCUGUCCACCAUCUUUGAGUGUUAUUGUGUGUAUCUGCUUUCCACCACUGGCUCAGAUAAUCAGGUGAAUGGCACACAAGUAAAUGUUCCAUUUAUAACUGGUUUGGCAACCAAAAUCUACAGCAAAGAGGGGUUUCUGGUGAUAGACACCAGCCCUGACAUCCAGAUAUACUACAAUGGUUUCAAUGUCAUUAAAAUCAGCAUCAGUGAGAGGCUGCAGAACAAGGUGUGUGGACUCUGUGGCAACUUCAAUGGGGACCUGACAGAUGAUUAUGUGACCUUGCGGGGGAAGCCAGUGGUGAGCAGCGUGGUGCUGGCCCAGAGCUGGAAAACCAAUGGCAUGCAGAGGAGACCUCUUGCCCCCAGCUGCAACGAGCUGCAGUUCUCGCAGUAUGCAGCCAUGUGUGACAACGUGCACAUCCAGAUGAUGCAGGGCGACGGCUACUGCCUGAAGCUCACGGACAUGAAGGGCUUCUUCCAGCCCUGCUAUGGGCUUCUCGACCCCCUUCCCUUCUAUGAGUCCUGCUACCUGGACGGCUGUUACAACCACAAGAAGUUCCAGCUAUGUGGUUCCCUGGCCGCCUACGGGGAGGCCUGCCGCUCCUUUGGGAUCCUUAGCACCGAGUGGAUCGAGAAGGAGAAUUGCUCAGGAGUGGUUGAAGAUCCCUGUGUGGGGGCAGAUUGUCCCAACCGAACCUGUGAGCUGGAAAACGGAGGGGAGCUGUGUGGUUGCAUCGAGCCGCCCCCUUACGGAAACAACUCAUAUGACAUUAUUGAUGCAGAGGUGACUUGCAAGGCAUCCCAGAUGGAAGUGUCCAUAUCUAAGUGCAAACUCUUCCAGCUCGGCUUUGAGAGAGAGGGCGUGAGGGUCAAUGACAGACAGUGCACUGGCAUCGAGGGGGAAGACUUUAUCUCCUUUCAGAUCAACAACACCAAGGGGAACUGUGGAAACAUUGUGCAGUCCAAUGGCACUCAUAUCAUGUAUAAAAACACAAUCUGGAUUGAAAGUGCCAACAACACUGGCAACAUCAUCACCAGGGACCGCACAAUCAAUGUGGAAUUUUCAUGUGCUUAUGAGCUGGAUAUCAAGAUCUCCUUGGAUUCUGUUAUAAAGCCUAUGCUAAGUGUCAUUAACCUGACAGUUCCAACCCAAGAAGGCAGUUUCACCACCAAGAUGGCGCUCUACAAAAAUGCCUCCUACAAACAUCCAUACCGCCAGGGUGAAGUAGUGUUGACAACUCGAGAUGUGCUGUACGUAGGGGUCUUUGUGGUUGGAGCAGACUCCACACAUUUGAUCCUAACACUCAACAAAUGCUAUGCCACCCCCACCCGCGACAGCAACGAUAAGCUCCGGUACUUCAUCAUUGAAGGAGGGUGUCAGAACAUCAAAGACAACACCAUUGGCAUCGAGGAGAACGGGGUCUCCCUAACCUGUCGUUUUCACGUCACCGUCUUUAAAUUCAUCGGGGAUUAUGAUGAAGUUCAUCUUCACUGUGCAGUGUCACUCUGCGACUCAGAAAAGUACUCCUGUAAAAUUACUUGCCCACAGAAUUCCAGGAUUGCCACAGAGUAUACAAAAGAACCUAAAGAACAGAUCAUUUCAGUGGGACCUAUUAGGAGAAAAAGGCUGGACUGGUGUGAGGACAACGGAGGGUGUGAGCAGAUUUGCACGAGCCGGGUGGACGGGCCUCUGUGCAGCUGUGUGACGGGCACCCUGCAGGACGAUGGCAAGAGCUGCCGAGCCUCUAAUUCAUCAGUCGAACUUCAAGUGUGGACACUGCUUCUCAUCAUGACCCAGAUUUCAUUAUGGCAUUUUAUCUAUAAAUCAGGCACGACCUCAUAAUUAACUCAAGGUUGAUAUAUAAAGUACUGUCAUUUUUUUACUUCAACUUCCUGUAGGAUAAAGAGUGUGUGCUUUUAAGUCAAAACCUGUUUGAAAGUGUCCAGCAUCCAACGGUCAGAAGUCCAGAAAUGAGUGAAAUCCCAAGCUCCUCUUUCAGAGUAUGCAACGGGGCUUCUAAAAGCCAGUUGUGGAAAGCAUGUAUCUUGCCUAAAAUUCCCAAACAGUUGCCACUAUAAACUUUGGUUCACAUGAAAAACCAGUAAAGAAAAAAAUUCUGGUUAGAAAAGUCUGACCAGAAAUCCUACAGAGCAAUUGGUGGAGCCAGUGCUAUUUCUAUACCAUAGUUUCACAGAGAGGGGCCCUGUUGGACUGAUUUCGAAGUGAUGACUGAAGGGUUUGACUCCCUCUAAGGAACCCUUCUGACGUUUGGGAGUGUCUGAUCUAUGACACACGUGUGUUGUUCCUUCUCUUUAUGAUGAGCUCCCCCCACCACUGUGUCCUUUGACCUUGCCAUGGCAGCUUUGGCUACUGGGUAUGUUGUUUGCAGACGUGGGGAACUCCACCCCCUGAUCCCAUCCUCCCAAACCCAAUCCCUUCUCUUUCUGCAAAUCAACCAAAUAAUUUUUCAUGUGUUUCAUCCUUAAAUAAACUUUGUGUUCAAGUAUUCUCA